This is a messenger RNA of Orbilia oligospora ATCC 24927, 1344 nucleotides long. RefSeq lists its product as uncharacterized. Gene Ontology annotation, biological process: carbohydrate metabolic process. NCBI's taxonomy places the organism in Eukaryota, Fungi, Ascomycota, Orbiliomycetes, Orbiliales, Orbiliaceae. Gene Ontology annotation, molecular function: polygalacturonase activity. The coding region runs from base 1 to 1344 and encodes 447 amino acids. The transcript is spliced from 5 exons. The record is from RefSeq and is a predicted model, not a curated record.
AUGAGAUUACUCGGACUCUUCGUAGCCGCCCUUGCGGCCCUCCCCGAGGUUGUUGAAUGCGCCGGUGGCCGUGUUCACCACGCCAAAGACGGUUCCGUUAUCGGAACCACCGCUCCGCGUCCAACUAUCAAGCCCAAGCCAUAUACGACUGGCAAGCAAUUCAUUAAGUCUGAAAGACGAAAGCGCACCUGCUUCGUCGAUGCACUUGGGAAUGGCCGAGAUGAUGCACCUCAGAUUCUCGCUGCUUUGCAUGAAUGCAAUGGGAAUGGCACAGUCGCUCUACUUUCGCCCUUAUAUACGAUUGCUACACCGCUCGAUCUGACAUUCCUGAACGGAAUUGAUAUCGAUAUCCAGGGAACUUUGAAAUUCACACCAGAUACCGACUUCUGGCAGGCAAACAGCUUCAAAUACACCUUCCAAAACUCCUCGUCGUUCUGGCAAAUCGGUGGCAAUGAUGUCCACAUUUUCGGCUCCGGAAAGGGUACAAUCGACGGAUCCGGUCAAGCUUGGUAUGAUCUUUAUGCGAAAGAUCCACUCAUUCUUCGACCAAUUCUUAUCGCCUACAAGGACUUGCACCAGGCCACUGUUAGCGGUUUGAAUCUCAGAUACAGCCCCCAAUGGUACCAAAUUGUUAUCGAUAGCAGUGAUAUCAUCUUCGACAACAUUGAUAUCUUUGGCGGAUCUGUCAGCAAAAAUCCUGCGAAAAACACCGACGGAUGGGAUACCUACCGUUCCGACAACAUUGUUAUCCAGAAUUCCCACAUCGACAAUGGUGACGAUUGCGUUUCCUUCAAGCCAAACUCCACCAAUAUGGUUGUUCAAGGUCUCUUCUGCAAUGGUUCUCACGGAAUCUCUGUCGGAUCUCUCGGUCAAUACUACAAGGUUUAUGACUUGGUUGAGGAUAUUUAUGUUUACAACACCACCAUGAUCAACGCCUCCGACAUGGCUAGAAUUAAGGUCUGGCCUGGUAUCCAGAGCGCCUUGAGCGUUGAUCUCCAAGGUGGUGGCGGUAUCGGAUUGGUCAACAAUAUCACAUACGAUUUGAUGCAAAUUUCCAAUGUCGAUUACGGCAUUGAGCUCACUCAGUGCUACGGUCAAAAGAACUUGACUCUCUGCAACCAAUACCCAUCCACCCUUGAAAUCAAGAACGUUGUUUUCAAGAAUAUGUGGGGUACUGCCAGCAAGAAAUACGACCCAACUGUCGGCACUCUUGUGUGCAGCAGCCCAUCUGUUUGCCACAACAUCGUUGCCAAAAACAUUAAUGUCGUUCCUCCAAGCGGCAAAGCACCAAAGUACACCUGCACCAACAUGGACAGGACUCUUCUCGAACUUCCUUGCGCUUAA